This is a messenger RNA of Suillus fuscotomentosus, 1403 nucleotides long. RefSeq lists its product as uncharacterized. Bases 272 to 1252 code for a protein of 326 amino acids. The transcript has 7 exons. The record is from RefSeq and is a predicted model, not a curated record. NCBI's taxonomy places the organism in Eukaryota, Fungi, Basidiomycota, Agaricomycetes, Boletales, Suillaceae.
UCUGAGGCUACGAAGCUUGAGUGUGGAUGAUUGAUAUAUCAACCCUAGGCUGUCGCGCUCGUCUUUAUCACUUCACGUAAAAGGGUUUACACUGUCCCUGGUCGACACAUUCUUUCUCCUGGGUGAAAAUUGUAUUCCGAGACCGUAUAUAUGACUGCUGCUUUCUCCCGGGCCAGGGCUAAACCACCCUGCUGGUUGUUCUCACCGCUGCUGCUGCCAGAUAUUAAGAUACACCUUCCCGACAUCCCCUCAUCUUCCCAAAUUUUCGGUCAUGUCAUCCUAUACCCCACAGACAGAUUUGUCACUUGAACGGUCUCGUCUUAUCGGAAUAAUUCUGGGAGGUGUAUCCUACGGCGUAUACCUUCUCCUUACUGUACAAGCGGUGACUGCUCUCAUGCAACGUCCCCGACGUGGGCAGAAAAUUGCAAACAAUCGUCGCAUGCUUCUUUGUUACACCCUCAUCACGUUCGCACUUUCGACGAUAUGCUUUGCUUGCAGUACCAAAUAUACCGAGGUGAUCUGGAUAACCCUUCGCGAUGCACCUGGUGGACCCGUUGCGCUGAUUGAGAACUCAAUGCACUACCGUAUCAACUUUGUGGCGAUACUCUGUGGUUACGUCGCGGAGUGGUUCAUGCAAGCACUGCUCCUUUACCGAUGUUUCGUGCUAUGGGAUUGGGCGAGACAUGUGAUGAUCCCCAUGUUCGUCGUCUAUAUCGGCAUGAUUGCAGCAGCCAUCGUCGUGUUGGUCCAGGCGGGCACCGGGGCUUCAUUUUACACUAUCAACGCCACGCUUGCAUACCUCGCCUUCUUAGUGGCAAACACUGUGCUUUAUACCAUUCUCGUGGCGAAACGCCUGCUCUCCAUACGAAGCGAGAUGAAGACGGCGUUGGCUGAAUAUGACUCUAGCAUCUAUGAUACCAUCAUCCUCAUGGUCGUCGAGUCCGCCAUGGCAUACACUGUCUUCGUCAUCAUCUUCAUAGUUGCAUUUGCUGUGCAUUCAGACACUGUUUCCACGCUAUGCUUCCUAUCCAUUUACCAAGUUCAAGGCAUUACGCAGUUGUUCAUCAUCAUACGCGUGGCACGAGGGAGGGCAGUUACCCAUGCUUGGUCGACCCGAAAUGCUCCAGCGGCACCUACGACUCUGGCGUUUGCAGGGACCACAUCAGAAGGAACCAACGCAACUACGCCAGAGCAGGACAGUGCCAGUGAAUCGUGUUCUGUUUCGGCAAAGUCGGCAGAGGCAAAUGUAUAGCGUACCACAAGCGUGCCGUACUUGAUUUAUUCCCUAACUUUACUUAUAACCUCUUUGUAAUUUUAUAGUCAAUUUCUAGUUUCAAUUGAUUACCACUUUACUUAUGAUAUGCGGUAGGUAGAUAAGUACUGUCCACAAAUACAUCCGUCGU